Oenanthe melanoleuca is the source of this 637-nucleotide messenger RNA. It is a transcript of the gene TEX12, whose product is annotated as testis expressed 12. Lineage: Eukaryota; Metazoa; Chordata; Aves; Passeriformes; Muscicapidae. The coding region runs from base 1 to 570 and encodes 189 amino acids. The transcript has 5 exons. The record is from RefSeq and is a predicted model, not a curated record.
AUGCGGGGCAGGAGCAGAGGCGGCUCUCGGUGGCCUUGCUGGCUCUCGGUGGCCUUUUCUGGCUCUCGGUGGCCUUGCUGGGUCACGGUGCUCUUUUCUGACCCUCUGUGCUCCUUUCUGGCUCUUCAGGAAGCGCAGCCGGGCGAUGGGAGAAGCGCAGGAUGCGGGGCAGGAGCAGAGCAAACACCGCCAGCUUUUCGUGAGGCAGCCACGGCCAGCAGCUCGCAAAAGGCGGAUAAGGAUAGAAAUAAAAUCAAAAAGAUGGAGAAGGAAGCUUCAGAAAAUCCUCGCUUGUCUGACAAAACAGAUUUGGCUCCAUCUGAGGACUCACAGUCCCUUUCCAAGACUGAACCACUGGAAAAGGUUUUAAAUGAGACGAGUGAAGAAAUUAUUAACUUGUUAUCAAAAUAUGCUCACCUUGUAAGUGCAAGAGCAGCGUUGGAUUCUUCUCAUGUCCGGGAACUUGAUGAGAUCCUAAAAGAAGCCAGGGCCAUAGAAAACCACUUAAAGCAGAAAAGGGAGAUGCUGAAACAGAAGUUCACUUUCCUUGCCAAUACUCUGCAAAAAUAAAUGCACUUUGUUAGAGAAAUGCAGAGCCAAGGUUGUGUUUGUAUGAAAACAAACUGUGAGGAGUGUU